AUGACUAUCAGGGUUGAUCGUACGUAUACAUAUGUGUACCAGACCCCGUCACCGGGAAAGCGCCUCUCGAUUUUCAUGUACACGACGCAAGACGUUGAUAAGUUGAUAGACAUCCGUCUCGCCACCUCCUCCUUUCCUUGCCAGAGAAGACCCUGGGGUGAACAAGACCUUUGCAUCAUGAUUGACAUGGAACAUCCAGGGAACACGGCGAAGCCCAAUUUCCCCGGAGAGAGAGAGAGAGAGAGAGAGAGAGAGAGAGAGAGAGAGAAGCUGAGUAACAUGGUCGCACGGCCCGACCAAGCCGACAGCCGUACAGACCGACACAUUGAAGGUGCAGGAACCCCUCCAGACUUUCAUGCCUCAGCCUCCCUUGCUCUUUUCCCUUUACCCUUUUCUGUGGGCCAACUCGAUUUGGAAGCAAUUUCAAACCGCCCGGCGUUACAUGAUUGCGGCAUCCUUCCUAAUCGGGACGGCAUGGUGGCGGAGACGCGCAAGCGUCCGUCUUGGCAUAGCACAAGAUCUGGCUGGAGGUUCGAGGGAACUUUGGGAGCCUGA
Messenger RNA from Aspergillus japonicus CBS 114.51, 555 nucleotides. RefSeq lists its product as uncharacterized. The transcript has 2 exons. Bases 1 to 555 code for a protein of 184 amino acids. The record is from RefSeq and is a predicted model, not a curated record. Lineage: Eukaryota; Fungi; Ascomycota; Eurotiomycetes; Eurotiales; Aspergillaceae.